Messenger RNA from Panicum virgatum (switchgrass), 3412 nucleotides. Its product is annotated as LRR receptor-like serine/threonine-protein kinase HSL2. Gene Ontology annotation, biological process: protein phosphorylation. Bases 80 to 3067 code for a protein of 995 amino acids. Lineage: Eukaryota; Viridiplantae; Streptophyta; Magnoliopsida; Poales; Poaceae. The record is from RefSeq and is a predicted model, not a curated record. The transcript has 2 exons. Gene Ontology annotation, molecular function: ATP binding; protein kinase activity; receptor serine/threonine kinase binding.
UGUCGCACCCACGCCACGUCAGCUGGCACUAGCUCGCUCCCCCACUGGCUACUCCCUGCUCAGCUGAGCUCGGCCGCUCAUGUCGCCGUCGAACACCACCUGCCUCUCUCUGCUCCCCGUCGUCUUGCUCCUCCUCGUCGUCGCGGGCGGGCGCAGCUCCCAGCGCGCCGCCGCCACCAGCAACCGCGAGGCGCUGCUCGCCGUCAAGAGGAAAUGGGGCGGACCACCGCAGCUCGCGUCCUGGGACCCCGCCGCCGCCCCCGACCACUGCAACUGGACCGGCGUCACCUGCGCCACCGGCGCCGGCGGCGGGGCCGUCACGGGAAUCACCCUGUCCGGCUUCAGCCUCACCGGCUCCGUUCCGGCGCCCGUGUGCGCGCUCAAGAACCUCACCCGCCUCGACCUCGCCUACAACAACCUCACCGGCGCCUUCCCCGCCGCCGCGCUCCAUGCCUGCGCGGCGCUCCGCUUCCUCGACCUCUCCAACAACCAGUUCUCGGGUCCCCUCCCGCGCGACAUCGACGGCCUCUCGCCGGCGAUGGAGCUCCUCAACCUCUCCGUCAACCGCUUCGACGGCGAGGUGCCGCCCGCGGUGGCGCGGCUGCCGGCGCUCAAGUCCCUGCUCCUCGACACCAACCGCUUCACGGGCGCGUACCCGGCGGCCGAGAUAAGCCAGCUCGCCGGGCUCGAGGUCCUCACGCUGGCCGACAACGCGUUCGCGCCGGCGCCCGUGCCCGCGGAGUUCGCCAGGCUCACCAACCUCACCUACCUCUGGAUGGACAACAUGAACCUCACCGGCGAGAUCCCGGAGGCCUUCUCCAGCCUCACGGAGCUCACGGUGUUCUCCUUGGCAUCCAACGAGCUCACCGGCGAGAUCCCGGCCUGGGUGCUGCAGCACGCGAACCUUCAGAAGAUCUACCUGUUCAGUAACAACCUCUCCGGCGAGCUGCCGCGCAACGUCACGGCGAUGCGCUUGGUGGAGUUGGACGUGUCGACGAAUCAGCUCACCGGGGAGAUGCCGGAAGCCUUGGGCGACCUCAAGAACCUCGCCUUCCUAUCUCUCUACAAAAACAAGUUCACCGGCGCGAUCCCGGCGAGCAUCGGGCUGCUACCGCGGCUCGGAGACAUCCGGAUACAGGACAACCGGUUCUCCGGCGAGCUCCCGCCGGAGCUCGGGAAGCACUCUCCGCUUGGCAACCUCGAUGUGGGCAACAACAAUCUCUCCGGCCCGCUGCCGGAGGGGCUCUGCGCCAACGGAACGCUCUACAACAUCGACGCCUUCAACAACAGCUUCUCCGGCGAGUUCCCGGCGCAGCUCGGCGACUGCGCCACGAUAAACAACCUCAUGCUCUACAACAACCGCUUCUCCGGCGAAUUCCCGGCGAGGAUAUGGUCCUUCCCGAAGCUGACCACGGUGAUGAUCCAGAACAACAGCUUCACCGGCACGCUGCCGUCAGAGAUCUCCUUCAACAUCUCACGGAUCGAGAUGGGAUACAACAUGUUCUCGGGAUCCGUCCCGACGUCGGCAACUGGGCUGCUCACUUUCCUGGCGGAGCACAACCGGCUUGCCGGGGAAUUGCCGUCUGACAUGAUCAAGCUCGCCAAUCUUACCGAUUUCUCGGUGCCCGGCAACCAGAUCACUGGCUCCAUUCCAACAUCGAUCAACCUGCUGCAGAAGCUCAAUUCCCUCAAUCUGAGCGGCAACCAGAUAUCCGGCAUGAUACCGCCGGGGAGCAUUGGGCUGCUCCGGGCGCUGACGAUCCUCGAUCUGUCCGGCAACGAGCUCGCCGGCGGCAUACCGUCGGACAUGGGCCAGCUGCACUUGACCUCGCUCAACAUGUCGCUGAACCGGUUCACCGGCGAGGUGCCGCCGUCGCUGCAGAUCCCAGCUUACAGCCGGAGCUUCCUCGGCAAUGGCCAUCUAUGCGUCAGCGCGGCGGACUCGGGCACAAACCUCCCGACGUGCCGGGACGGCGGCGCCCGCGGCGAGCUGUCGCGGGUCCUGAUCAUCCUCUUCUCGUUGCUCGGCGGCGCCGUCUUGAUGGGCUGCGUGGGCGUCGCGUGGCUGCUCCUCCGGCGCCGGAGGGAGAGCCACGAGGUGACGGACUGGAAGAUGACGGCCUUCACCCAGCUGGACUUCACCGAGUCGGACGUGCUGAGCAACAUCCGCGAGGAGAGCGUGAUCGGCAGCGGCGGGUCCGGGAAGGUGUACCGCAUCCACCUCGGCGGCGGCGAGGAGGGCGGCCGGACGGUGGCCGUGAAGAAGAUCUGGAGCUCGAGGAAGGUGGACGAGAAGCUGGACAGGGAGUUCGAGUCGGAGGUGAAGGUGCUGGGCAGCAUCCGCCACACCAACAUCGUCAAGCUGCUCUGCUGCAUCUCCAGCCAGGAGGCCAAGCUGCUGGUCUACGAGUACAUGGAGAACGGCAGCCUCGACCGGUGGCUCCACCACCGGGACCGCGCCGGCGCGCCGGCGCCGCUGGACUGGCCGACGAGGCUGGCCGUCGCCGUCGACGCCGCCCGGGGGCUCAGCUACAUGCACCACGACUGCGCGCAGCCCAUCGUGCACCGCGACGUCAAGUCCAGCAACAUCCUGCUCGACCCGGACUUCCAGGCGAAGAUCGCCGACUUCGGCCUCGCCCGGAUCCUCGCCAAGUCCGGCGAGCCGGAGUCCGUGUCGGCCAUCGGCGGCACGUUCGGGUACAUGCCUCCAGAAUACGGGUACAGGUCAAGGGUGAGCGAGAAGGUGGACGUGUACAGCUUCGGCGUCGUCCUGCUGGAGCUGACGACCGGCAAGGUCGCCAACGACACCGGCGCCGAGCUGUGCCUGGCAGAGUGGGCGUGGCGGCGGUACCAGGAAGGCCCUCCGUUGGACGACGUCGUCGACGUCGAGAUCCGGGGCGACGCGGCCUGCCUGCAGGACGUCUUGUCCGUGUUCACGCUCGGCGUGAUUUGCACCGGGGAGGAACCCCGGGCGCGGCCGUCCAUGAAGGAUGUCCUGCACCAACUCGCGCGGUGCUGCCGGGUGCCCAUGCCCACAGAGGCGGAGAACUGCAGUAGUGUGGAGUAGCAGCUCAUGGAGGCCAGUCCGUGUUUAGAUCUGAAAUUCAAAAUUUCAAAACUAUAUGGCGGCCUUGUUUAAGUCUAGAAUUUCAAAAUUUCAAAACUAUCUUGCGGCGAACACAAGGAGAAGCUUUGAGGAGGCGGUGGGAGCUUGGGGAAAGGCAGCGCGCGGCGGUCAGGCGCGCGGGGAUCGGGGAUGGCAGGUAGGAGGAGUAGGAGCUCGGGAGGAGGCGGCGCGCGUGGACUGCUACGGUCUUAGGACCUGUUUAGAUCUAUAAAAUUUACACCUAAAAACAUCACAUUGAAUGUUUGAACACAUGCAUGAAAUAUUAAAUAAAAUCUACUUACAAAA